This is a messenger RNA of Staurois parvus, 327 nucleotides long. NCBI's taxonomy places the organism in Eukaryota, Metazoa, Chordata, Amphibia, Anura, Ranidae. The record is from the annotation of a GenBank genome assembly.
GUGGGCACAGGAUGGUGGCACUGCUGGGCACAGGUAGGUGGCACUUCUGGGCACAGGUGGGUGCACUGCUGGGCACAGGUGGGUGCACUGCUGGGCACAGGUGGGUGAUCUGCUGGGCACAGGUGGGCGGAGCUAGUGGGCGCACUGCUGGGCACAGGUGGGCGGAACUUGCGGGUGGCACUGCUGGGCACCGAUCAUCAGGGCACUGAUCAUCAGUGCCCUGAUGAUCGGUGCCGAUCCCCGCUCUGACAACUGCCGGUUCUCGGCAGUACUUUCCUCACGAUCUGACAGCGUGAGGAAAGUGCAGCCGAGAACGGGCACUUGCAU